CCUUGCCUAAGAGAAACUCCCACUCAUAAAGAAUAAGAGAACAGUGUUCGAGUCGAGCACCAAGCCAUGCCGCAACUUGGUCUUCUUCAAUGUUCCUUCCCAGAAAGAGAGAAGCAGAAGCCAUGAAUGAACCGACUCUUGAGUCCCCAAGAUGAGGAGAAAACCCAUUCUCCCAAGCAGCAGCAGCAGCAGCAGGGCCUUGUUUCUCCACCUCAAUUCCAAACGCUUCUUCUCCUUCACUGCUUCCGCUUCCGCUUCUGAGCCAGUCCUCGACGAUCUCCCCUCUCAGCUCUUGUCCAUCCUCUCCCAACCCAAUUGGCAAAGACACCCCUCCCUCAAACCCCUAAUCCCCUCCAUAUCCCCCUCCCAUGUCUCCUCCCUCUUCUCCCUCAACCACCACCUCCCUCCCCAAACCGCCCUCGCCUUCUUCAACUGGAUCGCCCUCAAACCCAACUUCACCCACACCGUCCACUCCCACUCUUCUCUCCUCUCCCUUCUCCUCCCCAACCCUUCCUUCCUCUCCGUCGCCGAAAAGAUCCGCAUUUCCAUGAUCAAGUCCUCCACCUGCCCCCCUGACGCCCUCUUCGUCCUCCACCAUCUCCGCUACCUGAACAAGACCCACUUCAAGCUCACCCUCAGGUCAUACAACUUUCUUCUCAUGUCAUUGUCCAAGUUUUCGCUGUUUGAUGAUUUAAAAACUGUGUAUAUGGAGAUGUUGGAGGAUAAGGUGUCCCCCAAUUUGCAUACAUUUAACACCAUGGUCAAUGCUUAUUGUAAAUUGGGGAAUUUGGCUGAGGCAGAGGUGUAUUUCAGUAAGAUAGGGCAGGCCGGAUUGCGGCCCGAUACUUUUAGCUACACGUCUUUGAUACUGGGGCAUUGUAGGAAUAAGGAUGUGGACAGCGCUUAUAGGGUGUUUAGGGUAAUGCCACAGAAGGAGUGUCGGAGAAAUGAGGUUUCGUAUACGAAUCUGAUACAUGGGUUGUGUGAGGCGGACCGGAUUGGUGAGGCUUUUAAGUUGUUUUCGCAGAUGGGGGAGGAUAAUUGUCAACCGACUGUCCGCACGUUUACAGUUCUUAUCUCUGCAUUUUGUAGAUUGGGGAAGAAGUCAGAAGCAAUGAAUUUGUUUAAAGAGAUGAGGGAAAAAGGUUGUCAACCGAAUGCUCAUACUUAUACGGUGCUCAUUGAUAGUAUGUGCAAGGAGAAUAAGCUAGGUGAGGCUAGGAAGUUGCUGAAUGAGAUGUUGGAGAAACGGUUGGUUCCUACUGUAGUCACAUACAAUGCAUUGAUUGAUGGGUAUUGCAAGGAGGGAGCAGUUGACGCUGCAAUUGAUAUUAAGGCUUUGAUGGAAUCAAAUAAAUGUUGUCCAAAUGCUCGAACGUACAAUGAAUUAAUUUUUGGGUUUUGUAAAAGGAAAGAUGUAAACCAGGCGAUGGCAUUGCUCGCUAAGAUGCUCGAUCUGAAGCUCUCACCUAGUGUGAUUACGUAUAACUCAUUAAUACAUGGCCACUGUAAAGCAGGUGAUUUAGACUGUGCUUAUAGGUUGCUUGAUUUGAUGAAGGACACUGGUUUGGUUCCUGACCAGUGGACCUAUAGUGUUUUUAUAGACAGUCUUUGUAAGAGUGGGAGACUAGAAGAAGCUCAUGCCCUGUUUGAUUCUCUUAAGGAGAAAGGCGUAAAGUCAAAUGAAGUGACAUUUACUGCUUUGAUUGAUGGUUACUGCAAGGUGGGGAAAAUUAAUGAUGCCCAUUCCUUGUUUGAUAGGAUGCUUACAGAGGGCUGUAACCCAAACACAUGCACUUACAAUACCUUGGUAGAUGGAUUGUGCAAAGAAGGAAAAUUGCAGGAUGCAAUAUUACUGGUCGAGAAGAUGUUAAGUACAGGCCUGACGCAUGCACCACAUACUUAUUCUAUACUGAUCAAACAUAUGCUGAAAGAAGGGGACUUCGGCCAUGCUCAUAGACUGUUCAACCAGAUGGUUUGUUCUGGUAGUAAACCGGACGUAUUUAUUUACACUUCAUUUAUUCAUGCAUAUUGCAGCAUAGGGGAUAUAGAAGAGGCAGAAAAGCUGAUGGUUAAGAUGAGUGAAGAAGGAAUUAGAGCAGAUUCAUUGACUUACACGUUAUUGAUUAAUACAUAUGGACGUAUGGGACUACUAGAUUCUGCAUUUGGUGUUCUUAAGCGCAUGUUUGAUGCUUGCUGCGAUCCUUCUCACUAUACCUAUUCUUUCCUGAUCAAACAUCUUUUGCGCUCGAAGACGAAUGACGAUAUAGUGAGACUUGAUUUGGCCUCAAGCUUCAUUGAUAUUGCUGAUGUAUGGAAGACAAUGGAUUAUCAAAAUGCUUUAGAUCUGUUUGACAAGAUGGUUGAACAUGGCUGUGCACCCAAUGGCAACACAUAUGAAAAGCUUAUAAUAGGUCUUUGCAAAGAGGGGCGCUUGGAAGUAGCCCAGAGGCUAUAUGUUCAUAUGAGAGAUGGGCGGAUUUCUCCCAGCCAGGAUAUUUAUCAUUCUCUUAUUAAUUGUUGCUGUCAGUUGCAAGUGUAUGGAGAGGCGGCAAACCUGCUGGAUACGAUGAUUGAGGAUGGUUAUUUACCAACAUUAGAGUCUUCCAAGUUGCUUGUAUGUGGGCUAUUCAUUGAGGAGAAUAUCGAGAAGGCAAAAGCCGUUUUCUGUAGUUUGCUCCGUUGUGAGUAUAACUUUGAUGAAGUAGCUUGGAAAGUUCUCCAUGAUGGUUUACUUAGGAGGGGUCUUGUCAAUAGAUGCUCUGAGUUGAUAACCAUCAUGGAGCAGAUGGGUUGCAAGCUUCAUCCUCAGACAUAUUCAAUGCUGAUUGAGGGAAUUGAUGGAACAUAAUGUGACAUGCGCAAUCUUUGUAUAGGGAAUGACAUUCUGCCCAGGUUUCAUUUCAAUUGGGUCAUCAGCAACUUCUGCCACCACCGAGUCCAGACCACGAAGUUGCAACAACAGCUCCAACAAAGGGAGUUUUACAAAAACUGAAGGGGUUCGUCAACCACUCCCUAACACCUCUGUUCCAUCCUAACCGAUAAAUAAACACCUGUGAAGAACAAGUGCAUAGAGGAGAACGUUAUCUUCUAAUUUCUAUAUCCUCGAUAAAUUUAUAGGUAACCUUGUUACUGGAAGUUGAUCUUCAAGGAUUGAUCUGGCACCCACAUAAACAUGUUAUAGCAUUUAUAUCUGGCCCCAUUGAAGUACUAGUUCAGGAUAACGAGGAUUCCGGUUGGAUGAUUAACUAAAGCUGAGGAGCCAUGCAUUAGUCACAGAAAGAUGUCCAGGUACUUGAAUGAAGGCCAAAUGGUAGGAGACAAAUUUCUGUGGCAUGCAGGCAAGUACCAGAGUUGCUGCCUGACAACAUUUACAUAUACACUGUCUCAUUGCAUGGGAUUUAUUUCAGUGGUGAAAUUUUGCAUUUGGGCUUCUUCUUUCCCUGCCACUGCUCAUCUGUGAGAUCUGGUGCUUCUUCCUUCUUUGGAACUCACUAUUAGAGGUUCUAGAAUCAGAUAUACUUUGGUGAAUUUUCUUCUGAGUCAUACCGAUAGUGCACUGUUCUGGAGUGCUAAUGGAAGAUAUCCAAACAAACUCAGUUCUGGGUUCAAUUAUGUUAUAUCGAUAAGACUGCAUGAAAAUGAAAGCUUUCUUGCAAUUUAUAUUAUAAAAGUUAUUUGUAUAUGCAAAGUAUGGUAAUUUUGUUUUUGUUUUUGUAUUUCAUUUUAUUGCAAAGUUUGCAUGCUCUAAAGCAUUAUGUUC
This is a messenger RNA of Rosa chinensis, 3763 nucleotides long. Its product is annotated as pentatricopeptide repeat-containing protein At5g65560. NCBI's taxonomy places the organism in Eukaryota, Viridiplantae, Streptophyta, Magnoliopsida, Rosales, Rosaceae. Gene Ontology annotation, molecular function: protein binding. The record is from RefSeq and is a predicted model, not a curated record. The transcript has 3 exons. Bases 152 to 2851 code for a protein of 899 amino acids.